GGAGACUGCGUAAGUGAAAGUGAAACUCAGCAGCUCCAUUUUCUGUCGGGUAGAAAAUGUUCAGGAGUAAACACACAGCGCUGGAAGUCAUUACCCUGAUAAAGAACAAGUUGAAGAGGGAAGAGGUUUAGGAAUCCGAGUCCAGAUUACCCAGCAUGCACUGAGAGGGAGGUGGAGGAUAAGGAGGAUCAGAGCAGUGUCAGAGUGUCAGCGCUGAAGAUCACGCCGCACAUCCUGAAGAAAAUGAACCACACAGAUCUCGCUAACACACUGCAGAACCAGCCUCUGGUCUCUGAGUGUCAAGAAAAAACAAGAUCCAACCUGAGAGAGAAGUUUAUCAGAAUUAAUGAAGGAGUCUCCCAGCAUGGAAGCUCAGCACUUCUGAAUGAGAUCUACACAGAGCUCUACAUCACAGAGGGUUGGAGUGGAGACGUCUGUAAUGAACAUGAGGUGAGACAGAUUGAGUCAGCAUCCAGGAGACCAGCAACACAGGAGACGCCCAUCAAAUGUAAUGAUCUCUUUAAAGACAAGUCCAUCAGAAGUGUGCUAACUAAAGGAGUUUCUGGAAUUGGAAAAACAGUCUCUGUGCAGAAGUUCAUUCUGGACUGGGCUGAAGGAAAAGCAAAUCAGGACAUCACCUUCAUGUUUCCACUUCCCUUCAGAGAGCUGAAUCUCUUAAAAGAGAAACAUCUUAGUAUGCUUAAUCUUUUUCUUCACUUUUUCCCAGAAGUGAGUAAACAGGAAUUGAUAGACUGUAACUCCUGCAAAAUUCUAUUAAUCCUUGAUGGUCUGGAUGAGUGUCGACUUCCUCUAAAUUUCCAGAAGAAUGAGAGAGUGUGUGAUGUGACAGAGGCAGCCCCAGUGGAUGUGCUGCUGACAAACCUCAUCAAGGGGAACCUGCUUCCCUCUGCUCUCCUCUGGAUCACCUCUCGACCAGGAGCAGCCAAUCAGAUCCCUCCUGAGUGUGUAGACCAGGUAACAGAGGUACGAGGGUUCAGUGAUCCUCAAAAAGAGGAGUACUUCAGAAAGAGGAUCAGUGAUCAGAGCCUGGCCAAUAAAAUCAUCUCACACAUGAAGUCUUCAAGAAACCUCUACAUCAUGUGCCACAUCCCAGUCUUCUGCUGGAUCUCAGCCACUGUUCUAGAGAGAAUGUUGUGUGAAGCAGAGAGUGGAGAGAUCCCCAAGACAUUGACUCAAAUGUACACACACUUUCUGAUCUUUCAGAUCAAACACAGGGACCAAAAGUACCAUCAGAAAUGUGACGCUGAUCCUCAGCAGACACGAGAGAGUAUCCUGGCACUGGGAAAACUGGCUUUCCAACAACUGGAGAAAGGAAACCUGAUCUUCUAUGAGGAAGACCUAAAAGAGUGUGGCAUUGAUGUCAGAGAAGUGUCAGUGUACUCAGGAUUGUGUACCCAGAUCUUUAGGGAGGAGUUUGGGCUUCACCUGGGGAAGGUGUUCAGCUUUGUACAUCUGAGCGUUCAGGAGUUUCUGGCUGCCUUGUAUGUUUUUCUUUCACUUGUCUUGCAAAACAGAAAUCUUCUAAAAAAUCAAAACACUUGUAUGGAACUUUUCUUCAGAAAGCAUUCCAUGUCUGAUGUCCUUAGGAGUGCAGUGGACAAGGCCUUACAGAGUGAGAAUGGACACCUGGACCUGUUUGUCCGCUUCAUUCUAGGUCUAUCACUGGAGUCCAAUCAAACUCUCCUACGGGGCUUAAUACAACAGACAAGAAGCAGCUCUCACAGGAAAGAGAAAACAGUCAAGUACAUCAAGGAGAAGAUCAGGAAGAACCCAUCUCCAGAGAAAUCCAUCAAUCUGUUCCAUUGUCUGCAUGAACUAAAUGAUCAAUCCCUAGUGCAGGAAGUACAAACAUACCUAGAGAAAGAAGAGUUCCCUCCUCUCGGGAGACUCAAACUGUCUACUGCUCAUUGGUCAGCUCUUGUGUUUGUGUUAUUGACCUCAGAACAGGAGCUGGAUGAGUUUAUUUUAAGGAGAAUUGAUUCAUCAGAAGAAUGUCUUCUGAAAUUGCUGCCAGUGGUUAAAGCCUCCAGAAAAGCUGAGUAAGCAUUUUUAUUUAUAAAUGCAUUACUGCAGUGUUUAUAACUAUAAUAAUAUUUUAAUAUUUGGAUUAUUGCUUGUUAAAUUAUCUUUAACAAACCUCUGGUACUUUUACAGAAGAUUGUUUUUACACUAACACAUUUUGUCUGCACUGAUGGCAUG
Messenger RNA from Clarias gariepinus (North African catfish), 2220 nucleotides. RefSeq names its product NLR family CARD domain-containing protein 3-like. The transcript is spliced from 3 exons. The record is from RefSeq and is a predicted model, not a curated record. Bases 244 to 2064 code for a protein of 606 amino acids. NCBI's taxonomy places the organism in Eukaryota, Metazoa, Chordata, Actinopteri, Siluriformes, Clariidae.